AUGGGAUUCUUUCUUUCAGUCUCAGUGCUGCUACCCAAGGUGGUGUGCAGCAGUCCCAGUGCUAAAUGCAGCAUCAGUGACCCUCUUCCCAUUCUUCACAAGCAUUAUCAGCCAGGAGACUUCAUCAUCGGUGGCAUCAUGUCUCAGAUUUACAUAUUCUCCAAUGUGAUAGAAUUCACAAAGCGUCCCUCUAAGGAACUCUUUGGAGACAUUGCGUUCAUGACUCAGAUCUAUCAGCACAUCCUGGCCUUGGUAUUUGCUGCUGAGGAGAUCAAUGAAAAUCCCCGGAUCUUACCCAACAUCAGUCUGGGCUUCAAUAUCUAUAAUAGCCAUUUCUUUCAACGAUGGGCAUAUCAUGCCUCAAUGGAACUUCUCUCUACAAGGAACAAAUUCAUUCCAAAUUAUAGAUGUGAUGGUAGGGAUAAUCCAGUAGCAGUGAUCGGAGGAACUCAUUACAAAGUUUCUUUACACAUGGCCAUUGUUUUAUUCACCUAUAAGAUGCCACAGCUCAUCUAUGGCUCUUCACCCAUGAUGAAUACCAAUAUCCAAGAUGUUUUCUUCCACCGGAUGUUACCAAACAACAUUCAUCAAUAUGAGGGGAUUCUUGAGUUACUCUUGCAUUUUAGGUGGAAAUGGAUUGGGUUCGUUUCUGAGACUGAUGAUGAUGGAGACAGAUUGAUACAGGAUAUUGUUCCCAUGUUUGCCAAGAAAGGUGUCUGCAUUGACUUCAUAGAAAGUCUUCCAAGGCUUACAUUUGAUAAGGACAUUCUUGGCACUGUGGAGCUGACAUUUGAAAUGUUAGCGGUUGUCAUUACAAGUACUGCUAGUGCAGUUAUCAUAAAUGGUGAAAUACAGAGCAUGGUAUAUAUGCAAAUGUUGCCCCAGGCUUUAGAAAUUGAAGGCUUGCCAAUGAAGACAAAAGGAAAAGUCUGGAUUAUGACAGCUCAGAUGGAUUUCACAUCACUUCCCUUCCAAAGAAAUUCAGACAUAGACUUCAUUCAUGGUUCCAUAUCAUUUGCAAUUCAUUCAAAGGAGGUAUUUGGAUUUCAAAAAUUUCUCCAGGUGAGGAACCCCACCAUUGAAAGAGAAGACAGCUUCAUCAGGGUCUUCUGGGAAACAGCAUUUGAGUGCUUCUUCCCCAACUCUGAGGUGGAUGUGACGGCUGGGAAUAUCUGUACUGGGGAGGAAAAGCUCGAGUCUCUUCCAGCCUCUGUGUUUGAAAUGAGCAUGACUGGUCACAGCUACAGUGUCUACAAUGCUGUCUAUGCUGUGGCACAUGCUUUGCAUGCUGUACUGUCCUCCAAAUGCAAACAUCUAUCAAUGGCCAAUGGAAAGAGAUGUGAUCUUCAGAAGCAAAUAUCAUGGCAGGUGCAGCCUCUUUCUCAGUGUAAUGACAAUUGCCAGCCAGGUUACAGCAAAACAAUGAUGGUAGGGAAGCCAUUUUGCUGCUAUGGUUGCCUUCGAUGUCCAGAGGGCAAAUUCUCAAAACAUGUGGACAUGGAUGACUGCUCUCAAUGUCCAGAAGAUCGUUAUCCAAACACUGAGCAGGAUUUAUGCCUUCCUAAAACCGUAACCUUCCUGGCCUACGAAGAGCCUUUGGGGACCACUUUGGCCAUGUUGGCUCCUUGCUUUGCUUUCAUCACAGCUUUGGUGUUGGGUAUCUUCAUUAGGUACCAUGGGACUCCCUUAGUUAAAGCCAACAACCGGAACCUCACCUACGCUCUCCUCACAUCCCUUCUGCUCUCCUUCCUUUGUGCUUUGCUAUUCAUAGGCCAGCCUAAUGCAUUGACCUGUUGUCUUCGACAAACUGCUUUUGGUGUCAUCUUCACCUUGGCUGUUUCCUGCAUCUUGGCCAAGACUACCAUUGUGGUUUUAGCUUUUAUGGCCACCAUGCCUGGGUCAAUAAUGAGGAAAUGGGCAGGAAAUAAGCUGUCAACCUCCAUUGUUCUAUUCUGCUCUUUCAUUCAAGCCACUCUUUGUACUGUGUGGUUGACAACCUCUCCUCCAUUCCCAAAUCUUGAUAUGCACUCAAUGAGUAAAGAAAUUGUACUGGAAUGCAAUGAAGGAUCAGUCACCAUGUUCUAUUGUGUCUUGGGUUUCCUGGGCUUCUUGGCCAUAGUUAGCUGUACUUUGGCUUUCUUAGCCAGGAAGUUGCCCGACAGUUUCAAUGAAGCCAAGUUCAUCACUUUCAGCAUGUUGGUCUUCUGUAGUGUUUGGCUUUCCUUUGUUCCAACAUACCUGAGCACAAGAGGGAAAUACAUGGUGGCUGUGGAGAUCUUCUCCAUCUUGGCCUCCAGUGCUGGGUUACUGUUAUGUAUCUUUUUCCCCAAAUGCUAUAUCAUUGUGCUGAGACCGGAAUUAAACAACCGAGAUCAGCUACAAAGAAGAAAGAAGUAA
Elgaria multicarinata webbii is the source of this 2397-nucleotide messenger RNA. Its product is annotated as vomeronasal type-2 receptor 26-like. The record is from RefSeq and is a predicted model, not a curated record. Gene Ontology annotation, molecular function: G protein-coupled receptor activity. The transcript is spliced from 5 exons. Lineage: Eukaryota; Metazoa; Chordata; Lepidosauria; Squamata; Anguidae. Gene Ontology annotation, biological process: G protein-coupled receptor signaling pathway. The coding region runs from base 1 to 2397 and encodes 798 amino acids. Gene Ontology annotation, cellular component: plasma membrane.